Cryptotermes secundus is the source of this 3385-nucleotide messenger RNA. RefSeq names its product ES1 protein homolog, mitochondrial. The transcript is spliced from 7 exons. The record is from RefSeq and is a predicted model, not a curated record. Gene Ontology annotation, cellular component: mitochondrion. NCBI's taxonomy places the organism in Eukaryota, Metazoa, Arthropoda, Insecta, Blattodea, Kalotermitidae. Bases 339 to 1109 code for a protein of 256 amino acids.
GACCAGAAUUGAUAAGGAAUGGUGUAGCUAAUAGGGAGAGGAGUAUAGAAAAUAAUGAAGACAUCUAGUUUACACAAAUGAUGAAGACAUGAGACUGAAGAAAAUGUAGAGGCACUAACACAGAAUGAAUUGGUUCCUUCUCCAUCUUAGAAGUGUGCCUAUUUAUGUAUAAGCACAAAAAGAAAAAUCCAUGAACAGGAAAGUAGACUUGACAAAGUCUUCUUACACAUGCUGCUAUUAGGUCACUGAGUUUGAAUUGUACAUGUAAUUACUAGACCUAACAUGAAGUGAAAUCCAUCUGUAGCUUAACCUCACAUAAAUGAGAAGUGUGUACAGAAAUGCUGAAGGUGCAUAGAACAAUGUUGCGUCGUUUGUCAAUUUCUGUAGUGAAAUGCUACCAUGUACAAACUGCAUCAUAUUCAUCGCAUGCUCCAAAAGUGGCUGUGGUUCUCUCAGGCUCUGGAGUGUAUGAUGGCAGUGAAAUUCAUGAGGCAUCUUCUAUACUGGUGCAUUUAACAAGAGAGGGAGCAGUUCCACAAUGUUAUGCACCAGAUAUCCUACAGAUGCAUGUUAUAAACCACAGAAAGGGUAGUCCAGAAGAGAAAGAUAAGAGAAACGUGCUGGAUGAGUCUGCGAGGAUUGCUCGUGGUCAGGUACUGCCACUUAGUGAACUCUCAUCAAGUGUGGCACAGGCUGUAGUGUUUCCUGGAGGCUUUGGAGCUGCAAAAAAUUUGAGUGACUUUGCUGUGAAUGGUGUAUCUUGCAAGGUACAUGAAGAUGUUGUGAGAGUGCUGAAGGACUUCCAUAAAGCUAAGAAACCAAUUGGUCUGUGCUGCAUUGCACCUGUGUUGGCAGCAAAGGUGUUGGGCAACGUCACAAUAACACUGGGGAGGAAAGAUGAUGGAAAGGGGAAAUGGCCACAUGCUGGUGCUAUUGAUGCUGCUUGUCAGAUGGGCGCAAAUGUUGUGGAAAAGGAUGUGAAUGAGAUUGCAUUUGAUGAUAAGAAUCUUGUUGUGACAACUCCUGCAUUCAUGUAUGAAGGCCGGUUCCAUGAAGUUUACCAUGGCAUUGGAAAUAUGAUCAAGAAGUUGGUAGAACUCGUCAAGUAGAUGUUAUGUAAUGUUCUGCACUGGAGUGAUUUUCACUGAACUGUGCAGCAGUUAUAAUUCAAAAUAUGGAUAGUACAUGAGUACAGUGGGGUACAUUUUUAUGGGAUUGUAGCACUCUGUUCCUAAGUGAGUUCAUAAGGGAGAGGUCAUGUCUGUGUUAUGAGUUGAACUUAAUUUUGAUCUGUAUGGUUAACAGCUUAAAACAACAUGAAAAUAGGUUCUCUCUGCAACAAUAAAUUUCAGUGCAGAAAGAAUACGCAUGUAUAUCAGCAGUAUAAUAGAAAUGUUUGUCAUAAGAAAAUGCAGUUUGUGUCCUGACCGAGUUUUUUCAUUAUUUUCCUUGGUCCCUCCAGGCAUAUUUGGGGAUAGUAUGUUGAAUAGGCCAUUUUGUGCUUCCUUCAAAAUCAUUUAAAAACCAUAAUUUGUCCAUAAUCUGAUGCUAUAUAGUCUUUGUGUUGAAGGCAUUGUUAACUAACUCAUGAAAGAAUGUAGUAUAUAUACCCUGUUAAUUAGAUAUGUAUUGUGGUGAAUGAACAUCAGAAUUUCCUGCAAAGAGAUAUCAAAUUACAAAGAAAUGUACUGUGAAAUGGAGAAAAUCUUUCCACUUCUCUGAAUAUUUGUUGAUGACACAGUUCAUUUUCAGACUGAGUUAUUUAGUAUAUAAACACAUUUUCAAUUCAGUAUGCCCUCACAUUAUGGGAGUGAUAUGUUCUUGAAAAUGUUCUUAUCCUGAAAUAUGUCUGCUUGUGAAAUUCCAUUAACAUAAAUCCUGUUUUUCCAUAGACUUUCAUGUUAUAUGCGCAGAGUUGUUCCUAUGGAUAUUUUCUCUCCAUAGUGGUAAUAAAAACAUAUUUUUUCAUUUAUCAAAAUAAUGAUGGGUACAGAGAAAAUAGCCCUUUUUUUUUUUAAUUUGAACUUCACUUGCCAGAAAUUUUGAGGCAUUGGUGAGUUUUUGGUGACAAUAGGCCAAGGUUUUUCUCCAGUAUCAGACUUCUUGUAAUAUGUCAAUUGUUAUAUCAGAUGUCAUUCUUUUGUGUGCUCUUUUAGGUAUGGUACUUGAAUGUGGUGACCUCAUUCCAGAGUUAUUAAGUAAGAGUAAUGCACUGUACAGUCUCUAAAAUAAGACAGGAAUAGCAGCCACACUGCCAGGCAUUCUCCCUGCAUUACGGAUGCAUGUCCGUAGGCUUACCGGUGCCCUUUUACAUAUUCAGCUGCAUCACUGAAGAAUGUGCAUAUGCAAUCUGAAUUUCUUAAAUAUUCAUUUCACAAAAAAAAAGCACUUUUAGCUGAAUUUGUUAUUCUUUUGCAUUUUGUGUUCAAAAAGAAAUAUCCCAGAUUUUUGUAGUCAUAUUGUAUAAUUUCCAUAAGAGUGAAGUUUUAUAACUGAAAUAUCUGUAAUGCAGGGGCACAUUGUAUGUGAGUAUUGCCACACCCAUAUGAAUAUCCCCACGUCCUCUCCCAAACUACUUAUAAGGUUAAGCCAAGCUUCUGGUGAGUGUGUAUGGGUUGUGUGAUCAUGAAAUGUAGUGGAAGUUGAUAUUUUUAUAUCGUUCUGAAGUGUCAUAAUAUUAAACAAUUUUCUGAGUGUUAUAGACUCUUGAAGAGUGUUGGAUUAUGUCUUUGGGCAAUCAUUGCAAAACUUUGAUCUGAGUAGAAUGUCUUUUAUUUUAUUCAUCAUCUUAUCUACAAAAGUCAACAAUAAUAAUACAACAAUUACACUCAGCCUUACAACACUGGAGACAGAAGGAUGUUUUGCAUUUCUAAUUAAUAAUGGAAAGGGAGUGUAAGACUGAAUGUCAUUAGUGUUUGGUAACAAUGCUUUUAUGGAUUAGGGUAUUUGUAUAAUGCAAGAAAAAUAGGAUUCCCAGCCUUCCAGUAAUGAUCUGCUAGUUGCAGUAGGGUUCUUUGGGUAGAUCAUAAAUUUAAAAAUAUAGGCAAGUUUGAAUGUUGGUUAAUAGGAAACUAUACACAUUAAACUUCUUACUACUUAGGAUACAUCACUCCUGUGGUUAUUUAGCUGGGUCUGGUCCUCAGUGCCAGACUCUUUCAGGUCACCCAAGACAAAAAUACAUAAAUAACUUACCUGUGAAAAGGCUGGGUUUUCCUGAUAAUAUUUUAUAUGCUCUGUAUACAUUAAUUUCUAAUAUUUUUAUACCUUUGUGAUAUAUGCUUGCAGGUCCAUCGAUUUUUUAAGAUUAACAGUGUGUUUGAAUUUAGGUAGUGCAUAUAUUGUUUUUUUUUAAUUUGUGAAUUAUAAAUAAAUGGCUUAAAAAUUU